AUGGCGAAAGGUGGAUCUGGUAAUGGUAAUCGCGGUGGCCAGGUGAAUUCUGAGAUUGUUGUUGUUGAAGAUUCGAGUAGUCCCUAUUUUCUUCAUAAUGGAGAUCAUCCAGGGCUCAAUCUUGUUUUAAAUCUUUUGACUGGACCGAAUUAUCAUACCUGGCGUAGAGCGAUGCUGAUGGCUCUCACAGCGAAGAACAAAGUUGGUUUUGUGGAUGGUACGAUUUCUAGACCUAUGUCUCAUGAUUUGAUUUACGGUGCUUGGAAUAGAUGUAACAGUAUGAUUUCUUCAUGGAUCAUAAAUGCUGUUUCAAGAGAAAUUGCAGAUAGUCUUUUAUAUUUGGAUUCUGCUUGUGAUAUCUGGAAAGAUUUGAAUGAUAGAUUUAAUCAGGGUAAUGGACCUCGAAUUUUUCAAAUUAAGAAGCAAUUAUCUGCUCUUAAUCAAGGUUCAUUGGAUGUCAAUUCAUAUUUCACUAAAUUGAAGAUUCUUUGGGAUGAAUUGAGGGAGUUUCAACCUGUUCCAAUUAGAGGACAAAUUUUGAUGAUGGAUCCCUUACCUGCUAUUAAUAAAGUGUUUUCUUUGGUUAUUCAAGAAGAACGUCACAGGACUGUUGGUUAUUCUUAUUCUGGUUCUCACAAUUCUGAUCCUAUGACAUUUGGCUCUAAUUCUAAUGCACCAGCAGGAAGUUCAGGUGGCUCUAAAACUAGAAGGGAUAGAAUUACUUGUUCUCAUUGUGGUUUCCAAGGUCAUACCAAAGAUAAAUGA
Messenger RNA from Vitis vinifera (wine grape), 765 nucleotides. RefSeq lists its product as uncharacterized. NCBI's taxonomy places the organism in Eukaryota, Viridiplantae, Streptophyta, Magnoliopsida, Vitales, Vitaceae. Bases 1 to 765 code for a protein of 254 amino acids. The record is from RefSeq and is a predicted model, not a curated record. The transcript is spliced from 2 exons.